AUGCCGCGCGUCGUCCUCCUCGGCACCUGCGACACCAAGCUCGACGAGCUACUCUACACCCGCGCCCGCAUCCUCUCGCACCCCAACACAACCGUAGAGCUCAUCGACGCAGGCCGCACGCCCACCGCCCACGAAGCCAUCACAAUCCCGCAGUCCCAACUACUAACCCAACAUGCACCCGCCGACGCGCCAGCAGCAGAUGCCAGCACGCUCUCGCGCGGCGCCCUCAACAAGCACAUGGCCGCGUGCGCCGCAAACUACCUCAAGCACGCACUGCGCGCCGCCGACAGCCCGCCCAUCCACGGCAUCAUCAGCCUCGGCGGCAGCGGCGGGACGUCCCUCGCCGCCGCAGCCAUGCACACCGCUCUCCCGCUCGGCUUCCCCAAGCUGAUUGUCAGCACCAUUGCCAGCGGCGACACGGGGCCCGUCGUCGGUGAGGCAGACAUCACGCUGAUGUACAGCGUGGUUGACGUCGCGGGGCUGAACGACCUGCUGCAGUCCGUGCUUGACAAUGCAGCAGGCGCUAUUGCAGGCAUGGCCGCCGCAUAUGCUGUCAGAUCUUCCCAGCCGCCAGCCCCCCGCAAAGCCCGCAUCGGGAUCACAAUGUUCGGCGUGACGACGCCCUGCGUGGAGCGCAUUCUCAAGCACUACGCAGCGCACUACUCAGGCAGCAUCAGCCCGCCCUACGUCUUCCACGCGACGGGCCACGGCGGGCGAGCCAUGGAGGCCCUGAUCGCGCGCAAUGGGCUAGACGGCGUGCUCGACCUCACCACGACCGAGCUCUGCGACCUGUACGCCGGAGGUGCCAUGGCCGCGACGCCGGCGCGCCUCGACGCCGCUGCCACCGCCGCCUUGCCCUGCAUCCUCAGCCUCGGCGCCUGCGACAUGGUCAACUUUGGCCCGCGCGACACCGUGCCCGAACGGUAUGCUGCGCGCCGCUUGUUCGAGCACAACUCUAGCGUUACCCUCAUGCGCACUAACGUCGACGAGUGUCGCGCCGUGGGUGAGUUUGUGGCAAGGAAGUUGAGGUGCGCGAAGGCGCCGCAGCGCGUCCAGGUGUGGGUGCCGCGGGGCGGGGUGAGCGCGCUGGCCGUGCCCGACGGCCCGUUUGCGGAUAGUCAGGCCGACGAGGCGCUAUUUCGGGCUGUCAAUGAGGGGCUGGCGGACAGUGGGAUCGAUGUUGUGGAAGAUGAGAGGGCAAUCAACGACGAAGGAUUCGCGGUGGAUGUGGCAGAGGAGAUGGCAAGGCUGUUGGAGUUGGAGAAAGAUAAUUAA
Molecule: messenger RNA, 1275 nt
Organism: Aplosporella prunicola CBS 121167
Lineage: Eukaryota; Fungi; Ascomycota; Dothideomycetes; Botryosphaeriales; Aplosporellaceae
Exons: 2
Coding region: 1-1275 (424 amino acids)
Source: RefSeq, a predicted model, not a curated record